GUCGUCGUCGUCGUCCGCAGGCAGCAGAGAAUUAUACGCGAGUCGUUUUUUUCGCGUUUCAGUUUUCGUUUUAGUUACCUGCGCGCAACAACCCCGGAGUUUAAGUUGAGUGGGAGCCUGUGUAGUGCUGAGUCCUGCUCGUCAGAGUUUCAACUAAUUAAUUGAAAAGGGGGGCAGCGACAGGCAGGAGGUGUAGGCAAGGGCCAGGGAUCGGUUUGAUUGUGAAAGCGUCGUCAGCGUAACAACCGUAGUAUCCGUGGAACAUCUAUUUAAUAUUUUUUUUGCUGCUGCUGCUCUCAUUGAGUGGCAUUUGUUCGCUCUAUCCCAAACGGCGGCGCGGUUUUUGUAGCGUUUUUUUUUAACUGUGUUUUAUUUGACAGAAAAUUGUGUCAGUUAAUUGACAGCAGAGUGCUGUUGGAAUAUUUGUUUGGUAAAUUCAUCGUUUGAGUUUGCAUUUUUGUUUCGUUGGAAAUUUUUUCUAACUUUCAACCGUAAGAAUAAUAAAAUCCGGCACACUGGAGAAACAAAAUAAACGCGCCCAGCUUAUACGCGAUAAAAUGGUGCUGGCCGAGCGUAAUACGGAUGUGGUGCGCAAUGGACGCCGUUCCCGCGGACCUAGCCCCAAUACCCAUACAAGCGGUGGCGGCGGAGGUGGCUCUGGAGGCGGAGGAGGCAUAGGCUUGACCACAAGCGUUGGCAGUGGUGGCGGUUCUGGCGGUGGCGGCGGCAACAAUUCGUCGAAUCCUUCAUCCAAUGAGAAGGCCACCACAGCCACCGUACCGGGUGCGGGCACACCGGAGAGUUCCGAUGAUGAUAACUCCACGAAACGUAAUGGCAAAUCAAAAGCCAAGCAAUCUGAAUAUGAAGAAAAAAUUCGAGUGGGCCGUGACUAUCAAGCCGUGUGUCCACCGCUUGUCCCGGAAGUGGAGCGACGUCCAGAACAGAUGAACGAGCGAGCUUUGUUGGUGUGGUCUCCAACAAAAGAGAUUCCAGAUAUGAAGUUGGAGGAAUACAUUUCUGUGGCCAAAGAGAAAUAUGGUUACAAUGGUGAGCAGGCUUUGGGUAUGCUCUUCUGGCACAAACAUGAUCUUGAGCGGGCCGUUAUGGAUUUGGCCAACUUCACACCCUUUCCGGAUGAAUGGACCAUCGAGGAUAAAGUACUGUUCGAGCAAGCAUUUCAAUUUCACGGCAAGAGUUUCCAUCGGAUACGCCAGAUGCUGCCUGAUAAAUCCAUUGCUAGUCUGGUGAAAUAUUAUUAUUCAUGGAAGAAAACGCGUCAUCGCAGCAGUGCCAUGGAUCGUCAGGAGAAAGCCAUUAAAGCUUCUGUUAAAGAUGGCUCUGAAAAUGGCAGCGAGUUGGGCAGCAAUGAAGAAUCUGAUACUGAUGAUAAGAAGGGGCACAGCAACAACAACAAUAAUAAUAACAGCGGCAAUAACAACAACAAUAGCAACACCAAUAUGAGCAACAACAAUCAGACAUCAAAUUCGGGCAGCAACAGCAACGGAGAGGGAAACGGAAACGGCAACAACGGAUUCGGAAGUGGUAGUGCUGCUAGUGGUGGUGGUGGAACAGCCACAGGAAGCGGAGGAGCAGCUGGAGGAGGAGGAAUUAGUGGUGCCAGCAAUAGCAACAACGAACUGGAUGCGGAUCAGUUAUGCAUUUAUAGUAAUACCCAUGGCGAUGAUAUACUUGGCUUUGGCCUUGCUGCCGAUGUCCUGCCAAAUGGUGGCGAUAACAACUCCUCGCUCAUCUCAGAUGGCAACUCGCCCAGCCAGCGUCGAGUAGUGGGCGGUUUCUGCAAGAAUUGCAAUGUGGUCUGUCACAUGUUGUUCGAUUCGCCAUUGGGGCGUAUGUGUAAAAGUUGUCACACGCAUUGGAGACGCACUGGCAAUCGCCGUCCAAUUUCUGGCCCGGAAAGCACUACACCCAAACGUUCUGCCCAUAAUAGCGCCGCUGCUGCAGAUCGCUCAAAGCGUAAACCCCCCAAGGGGAUGUAUAUCAAUCAUGAUGAUCUCACUGCAUUGGCCAGUUCGAAAAAUCCUCGAGAAUAUCUAGCCGAAGGUGAUCGGAAAAUUGCUGCCCUAAUGGCUGAAAUACAGAAGAAUAGGCAACUAAUGGAACAGCUGGACAAAGAAUGCGAAGCCAUUAAUGUGGAUGAAGUGGGAGGUGGUGGUGGCACCUCGGCCAAGACAGCAUCAUCCCAUACAGCUGAGGCAACUGUUGCCGCUGCCACCACCGCUGCCGCCCAGCCAAGGAUCUCAGGCCGUUGGACACCAGACGAGAUACAGGUGGCCCUAUUGGCUCUACGUGACUAUGGCAAAAACUAUGCGAUGAUAGCCAAGGUUGUCAACACAAAGACGGAGGCACAUGUACGAACGUUUUAUUUGAACAAUCGACGUCGUUACAAUCUUGAUCAGAUUGUCAAAGAAUAUGAGGCUGCCAAAUCCGAAGAAUCUGGUGCAGAGGAUCAUACCGAUGCGGCAACAGCAGCAGCAGCGGCGACAGCAUCAGGAACAGCAGCAACAUCAGCGACAGCGGCGUCGGCUGCUGCUGCUGAGAGCAACACUGAAGCACUUUCAGUGACCAAUCCAGCAUCAUCAUCAUCGGCAGCCGAGAAGACGUCCUCGACAUCGUCGAAAUCGUUGCUAAAUGAUGCCAGCGAGAGCAGCAGUAAUAGUGCUCAGGAAUCGCAUGUGAAAAAGGAUGAACCCAAGAAGAAGACCGAAUUGGCAGUUGUUUCUGCCGCAUCACUAUCCUCUUCAGCGUCAACCACCUUCAAUUCGUCAGCAGUGGUGGCUGCCACAACAACAGUCGAUAAUGGUGGCUCCUCCUCAUCCUCCUCCUCGACCUUGCCUGCAGUAGUGGGCACUACAAAACCUAGCGCUAAUGCUUCUCCUUCUGCUACUGCCACCAUUACCAUUAUGGAUGAAUCCGAUACAGCAACCAAUUCAAGCAGCGAUGUGGCCACAAAUAGUACCACCAAUACUGCCACCAUUGGCGGUGGUAAUGGUAAUGGCAGUGGCAACGGUCAUGGUGCUACCUCAUCCCCAUCGCUAUCUAGCGUUAGUACACAGCCCGCCAAAUCUUUGUCGUCGUCGAGCAAUCACAAUGAACGCGACAGCGAAGAAUCCACAUUUUCGCUCAAGUCGAGUUCAGUUGGCACAGCAGGCGCCAAACGUGAGAGACCCACAGAGAUCACUGCCGCCGAUCAGCCACCAGCAAAAAUCAUAGCACUUAGCAACAGCAGCAGCAGCACCACCACCACCACCACCACCAACAACAAUAACAGCAACAGCAACAGUAGCAGCAGCAACAACAGCAACAGCAGUACAGCCAUUGCCACUGUGGCCGAAAUAUCUGGCAAGUGAGUGGCAAGGAGGGGAAGCCAUUGACUCCGCCUAAGCGGAUGUCAUGUGUCAUGUGCAUGUGCGGUCAUUUAGAGGAGAGUAAAAAGAAGUUGCUGAUUGUAGUUGUCGUUUUCGUCAAGAUGGAACAGCAAGAAGGAGACGAACCACCCGUGGACACGGCAGGAGGCAUCCUGCAUCAUUCUGCAUCCACCACCUGCAUCUGUAGUCUGUAGUUAGUUGUUCUUCUUAUCAUUAUCAUUAUAAUUAUUAUUUUUAUUA
Drosophila willistoni is the source of this 3626-nucleotide messenger RNA. It is a transcript of the gene CoRest, whose product is annotated as REST corepressor. Gene Ontology annotation, cellular component: histone deacetylase complex; transcription regulator complex. NCBI's taxonomy places the organism in Eukaryota, Metazoa, Arthropoda, Insecta, Diptera, Drosophilidae. The record is from RefSeq and is a predicted model, not a curated record. Bases 558 to 3368 code for a protein of 936 amino acids. The transcript is spliced from 11 exons. Gene Ontology annotation, biological process: negative regulation of DNA-templated transcription; regulation of transcription by RNA polymerase II. Gene Ontology annotation, molecular function: transcription corepressor activity.